This is a messenger RNA of Conger conger (European conger), 962 nucleotides long. RefSeq names its product mitochondrial ribosomal protein S11 (gene mrps11). Gene Ontology annotation, molecular function: small ribosomal subunit rRNA binding; mRNA 5'-UTR binding; structural constituent of ribosome. The coding region runs from base 122 to 793 and encodes 223 amino acids. Gene Ontology annotation, biological process: translation; ribosomal small subunit assembly; maturation of SSU-rRNA from tricistronic rRNA transcript (SSU-rRNA, 5.8S rRNA, LSU-rRNA). The transcript has 7 exons. The record is from RefSeq and is a predicted model, not a curated record. NCBI's taxonomy places the organism in Eukaryota, Metazoa, Chordata, Actinopteri, Anguilliformes, Congridae. Gene Ontology annotation, cellular component: mitochondrial small ribosomal subunit; ribosome.
UGCAUGUUAGGAAAUGCAAGAAUGAAUUGCUAGCAGUUAGGUUGAGGUCACAUGUAAUGUAUGUGUAAUGUAGCCAUUCAGUGUAAUUCAUAUUAUCUGUUUUAAUAUUUAAAUAGCUGCCAUGUAUACAAUCUCGAGACAAUUGUGUACAUUGGUAAGAGGUGCUUGCCAGAAGUUUGUUUUUCCUGCAAAUACAGGAAGCUUUGCAGAGUAUGGAAUCAAACGUGCUGUGUGUUCCAGUGCAGUCAGAUUGCAGGAGUCUGCAACGUUAGAUCAGAACGCGGAUCCUUCUGAAAAGACUCGGGAGUUCACUGUCUAUCCUCCUAUACCUGGCCAGGAGAGUUCAUUGAGAUGGGCAGGAAAGAAGUUUGAAGAGUUGCCAAUUGUACACAUUAAAGCCACAUAUAAUAAUACUCAUGUCAUGGUGACAGACAGCGAGGGCAACUACAUUUUCAGAACAACCUGCGGCUCAGAAGGGUUCAGAAAUGCCAAGAAAUCAACCCCCAUCGCUGCACAAACUGCAGGCAUCACCGCAGCAGUGAAAGCGCAGGCGAAGGGCGUGACGUUUGUGCGUGUGGUGGUGAAGGGCCUGGGCCUUGGCAGGCAGAUUGCUGGUCAUGCAGGAGGCAGAAGCCGUAAGCCGGGCGUAUUUUUAGCCUGGCGAGCGCCUCUCUUGCGCCCGCAGCGGACAUGCGGCAGACCCCCCGCCGCCACCUGGGCGGUCGUGUGCACCAGGCGGAAAUGGAGUCGGGGGGGGACAUGUAAUGAGGCGCACACCCCCACCUGCUAUUAAGGGGUUAACGAUGGGGGGUUUGGAGAUUGUGUCCCUCACUGACAACACCCCUGUACCCCACAACGGCUGCCGCCCACGCAAGGCUCGGAGAAUGUGAGGACACUGCGCACUACCGGGACUCUGCAGUCUGCCUGUCACUUCACCAAUAAAGUCUUCUCUCUGUUUCAAA